UUUGUGGUCCUCAUUUUUUUCUAACAUCAAUGAGAAAUCAUGAUAUCACACUGUGAGUGACAUCUCCAUGUGGAUCACUUUUUUAUGCUACGUGCUUUUAUUUUUUAAUAACAGAUAACAAGUGGAUUUAGGCUUUGCUCCUCUCAAAGCCGGCGUUCAUCUUGUAGCUGCUCUUGGGAUGGCUAUCAACUGGCUUGGGCUCCUGGCAAUAGGGGUAUUUUACAUUUUUGUUAUAGCCAUUGGCAUCUGGGCAUCAAGAAAGUCCAAACUUGAAGUGAAAAAAUGCACAGGGAGACAAAGUGAAGUUACGAUGGUUGGUGGAAGAAACUUAAAUAUCUGGGUCAGCAUGUUUACCAUGACAGCCACCUGGGUUUCAGGUGGCUUUAUUUUGGGCACUGCUGAACUAGUCUAUGACCCGACCAAGGGGCUGUUGUGGGCAGUUGGACCUGUUGCCUUCGCGAUGAACAUGAUUAUUGGUGGAUUGUUUUUUGUUACUCCAAUGAGGUCAAAGAACUAUGUAACACUGAUGGACCCAUUUCAGGAGAAGUACGGCAACACAAUAGCUGCUGUACUGUUCAUUCCUAUUCUUCUGGCAGAUAUUUUCUGGGCGGCCUGUAUUCUAGGUGCUCUUGGUGCAACCGUGAGUGUGAUUACGGACAUCUCCAGAUACUGGUCUGUCUUCAUCUCUGCUGUUGUGGCCAUUGUUUACACAGUGUUGGGUGGACUCUAUUCUGUGGCCUAUACUGACGUCAUACAACUCAUGUUUAUGUUUUUUGGUUUGUGGCUCUGUGUACCUUUUAUCCUGUCAAGUCCCUACUUCAACACCAUCACAGAGUCUGCAGUGAACAGAAUAUACCAGGAACCAUGGAUUGGUCAAAUAAAAAUGGAAGAUAUAGGUUCCUGGGUGGAUAAUGUGCUACUACUAUCCAUUUCAGGGAUGUGUUAUCAGGCUUUCUACCAGAGAGUUCUCUCCGCUGCCUCUGAUGCUCAGGCUAAACUCACUUGUUUUGUGGGAGCAGUGUUGUGCCCAAUUCUUGGAAUCCCAUCUGUCCUGGUUGGAGCUGUGGCUGCAUCCACAGAUUGGAACCAGACUUCCUUUGGGGGGCCCAGUCCUUAUGAACAGGGCUUGGCUGGCCUCAUCUUACCCAUAGCUCUACAGCAUCUGUGUCCUUUCUUUGUCUCUCUGGUUGGUAUGGGCGCACUAGCUGCUGCAGUCAUGUCCUCAGUGGAUUCUGUUCUUCUGUCAGCUGCCUCACAAAUUGCCAGAAAUAUUUACAAGAACAUCCUCUAUAAAAAGGCCUCGGAAAAGAGCAUAAUGGUGGUAAUCAGAGUAUCCAUUAUCCUGUGUGGCCUGUUGGGGGCACUGCUGGGCACAAUAUCCACUUCUGUGGUUCUGUUUUGGAUUGCCACUUCAGAUCUCCUAUACUCAAUAAUGACGCCCCAGGUCAUUUGCACCCUAUUUCUGCCCCAUUGGGUGAACCACUACGGGGCCUGCUCUGGUUUUGUGUCGGGACUCCUCCUGCGAGCUCUGGUCGGGGAGCCACUGCUGGGUCUGCCCUCUGUGCUCCCUCUGCCCUGGGACAAAAUUUUGGAGGACGGACAAAAACAACAUGUGGUUCCUUUCCGCACAGCAAUAGUUAUAAUCACCUUUGCAACAAUUCUUCUUGUGUCGCAGAUAAGUAGAUGGCUGUCUGCUAAAGGCCUUUUAGGUGGAAUAUGUGUAACAAACUCUGAUCUGAAUGGCAUGAAAAGAAUUCCAACUGAUGACAAAAUUCAAGAACCUUCCCUCUGAAGAAAACUCCCAUGGAUUGCAAAUUAUAUGUUAACUAUAUUUUUGUCACUAAGAGAAAAUUUACUUGUUUUUUGGAACAACAGAACGUCUCUGUGUGUAUUUGGCAGUCAUGCUGCUGCUGUAAUGACAUAAGA
This is a messenger RNA of Boleophthalmus pectinirostris (great blue-spotted mudskipper), 1926 nucleotides long. Its product is annotated as high affinity choline transporter 1-like. The record is from RefSeq and is a predicted model, not a curated record. The transcript is spliced from 8 exons. Gene Ontology annotation, molecular function: choline:sodium symporter activity. Lineage: Eukaryota; Metazoa; Chordata; Actinopteri; Gobiiformes; Gobiidae. The coding region runs from base 179 to 1792 and encodes 537 amino acids. Gene Ontology annotation, biological process: choline transport; transmembrane transport; acetylcholine biosynthetic process. Gene Ontology annotation, cellular component: plasma membrane.